Molecule: messenger RNA, 1421 nt
Organism: Carassius auratus (goldfish)
Lineage: Eukaryota; Metazoa; Chordata; Actinopteri; Cypriniformes; Cyprinidae
Product: mucin-5AC-like
Exons: 13
Source: RefSeq, a predicted model, not a curated record
UCAAUGAAUCGGUGAAGAUAGUGAAUGUCACCUAUGAGAAAAUCUCAGAAACCUCCUAUGCUGUGGUCUUUACAUUUAACGUGAUUAACAUCAGCAUGCCAGAGGACCCUGUGUCUAGAGGCAACACCAGCCAGAAAGUUCAGGAUACCAUCAAUAAUGCGCUGAACACUCUUCUGAAUGAACCUGGCAGUCCAACUUUACAACCCAAAACCUCCAACUUCACGAGCACUUCAAACCAGAUUAAUGGCAGGAUGGGAUACAGCUUCCAGAAUGGAGAUGUCAUACAACCAGUCAGCUUCCUCAAUGAGCUACGUCUACCAACCACUACAACAGUGUUUCCAGUCACAACAACCAGUGUUUCUGUUACUACUCCAAAACUCAUAUCUGGUUCAGCUGUGGUCACAGGCAAGCUGGUGUUCAACUCCUCAUCUCCAGUGCCCAGUGAAUCUCUGGUCCUCAGUGCUAUCAAUACUCUCCGUCAUUCCAGAGAGUCACAGCUCAAUGAAUCGGUGAAGAUAGUGAAUGUCACCUAUGAGAAAAUCUCAGAAACCUCCUAUGCUGUGGUCUUUACAUUUAACGUGAUUAACAUCAGCAUGCCAGAGGACCCUGUGUCUAGAGGCAACACCAGCCAGAAAGUUCAGGAUACCAUCAAUAAUGCGCUGAACACUCUUCUGAAUGAACCUGGCAGUCCAACUUUACAACCCAAGACCUCCAACUUCACGAGCACUUCAAACCAGAUUAAUGGCAGGAUGGGAUACAGCUUCCAGAAUGGAGAUGUCAUACAACCAGUCAGCUUCCUCAAUGAGCUACGUCUACCAACCACUACAACAGUGUUUCCAGUCACAACAACCAGUGUUUCUGUUACUACUCCAAAACUCAUAUCUGGUUCAGCAGUGGUCACAAGCAAGCUGGUGUUCAACUCCUCAUCUCCAGUGCCCAGUGAAUCUCUGGUCCUCAGUGCUAUCAAUACUCUCCGUCAUUCCAGAGAGUCACAGCUCAAUGAAUCGGUGAAGAUAGUGAAUGUCACCUAUGAGAAAAUCUCAGAAACCUCCUAUGCUGUGGUCUUUACAUUUAACGUGAUUAACAUCAGCAUGCCAGAGGACCCUGUGUCUAGAGGCAACACCAGCCAGAAAGUACAGGAUACCAUCAAUAAUGCGCUGAACACUCUUCUGAAUGAACCCGGAAGUCCAACUUUACAAGCCAAGACCUCCAACUUCACGAGCACUUCAAACCAGAUUAAUGGCAGGAUGGGAUACAGCUUCCAGAAUGGAGAUGUCAUACAACCAGUCAGCUUCCUCAAUGAGCUACGUCUACCAACCACUACAACAGUGUUUCCAGUCACAACAACCAGUGUUUCUGUUACUACUCCAAAACUCAUAUCUGGUUCAGCAGUGGUCACAGGCAAGCUGGUGUUCAACUCC